Messenger RNA from Brettanomyces nanus, 1329 nucleotides. RefSeq lists its product as uncharacterized. Gene Ontology annotation, biological process: rRNA transcription. The transcript is spliced from 2 exons. The record is from RefSeq and is a predicted model, not a curated record. Gene Ontology annotation, molecular function: DNA binding; protein heterodimerization activity; structural constituent of chromatin. Gene Ontology annotation, cellular component: nucleosome. NCBI's taxonomy places the organism in Eukaryota, Fungi, Ascomycota, Pichiomycetes, Pichiales, Pichiaceae. Bases 1 to 1329 code for a protein of 442 amino acids.
AUGGCAAGAACUAAACAAACAGCCAGAAAAUCUACCGGUGGUAAAGCACCAAGAAAGCAGUUGGCAUCCAAGGCUGCCAGAAAAUCCGCCCCUUCUACAGGUGGUGUCAAGAAGCCUCAUAGAUAUAAGCCAGGUACUGUUGCUUUGAGAGAGAUCAGAAGAUUCCAGAAAUCUACCGAAUUGUUGAUCAGAAAGUUGCCUUUCCAAAGAUUGGUCAGAGAGAUUGCUCAGGAUUUCAAGACCGACUUGAGAUUCCAGUCUUCUGCCAUUGGUGCUUUGCAGGAGUCUGUCGAGGCUUACUUGGUUUCGCUAUUUGAAGACACCAACUUGUGUGCUAUUCAUGCCAAGAGAGUUACUAUCCAGAAGAAGGAUAUUCAGUUGGCAAGAAGAUUGAGAGAAUUAUACACGGUGCUUCAACUCUUCUACUGUGCCAGAUAUAGAGAGUUGGCAAAGGCAAAUCUCGUCCACGAAUUGGAUUUCAGUGAUGACACGUAUCAAUUCGAAGCCACUAACUACCAGAUCAGAUCGCACAUUUUGCUUGGUCAAUUUAAACAGGCCCUUACAGCUAUUGAGACAAAUAAACAGCUAUUGGUCUCGUUCACUGAGAAUGCAGAGGCAGAAUUCUUGAAGUCUGAAUUGGAAAGUUUGAUUCAUUAUGCAGACUUCCUUCAAAACAGUAACGAUGCCGUUGCCGAGAAGUACUUUCUCAGUAAGACCCUUACCGGUGGUCUCACAUCCUUAUUGGCUGCCUGCUACUAUGCCAAAUUGGGGGAUUAUGAAACUGCUUUGGAGAAACUUCAACCUAAAGAAGACUUGGAAAACGUUGCUUUCGGCUGCUACUUACUUCUUCUACUUGCGAAAACCUCCGAAGCUGAGAAAUAUUUAGACAAAAGCAUCAACAACUCUGCUGCUACUGAUACUAUUGGUUAUAAUCAAACCAGCUCUUGGUUACAGUUGAGCCAAUACGGUGACGACUUGAAGAAGGCUUACUAUCACUACGAUGAAUUGGCCAGCUCCGACAAUACCGAGUCUCUCAAAUGUUUAGUGUGUCUAUUGACUGCCCAGAUGAAGCUUCUUCAUUUCCCUGAGGCCCAAGAGGUGUUGGAUGAGAUUGUAUCUUUCAAGAAGAAGAAUGCUGAGGACUUGACCAAUUGGGAGUCCGAUCUUCUUAUCAAUCAGAUCGCUUUGAAGUGCAUACAGAGUAAGAAUGAUGAGGCUAACAAGUUGCUCACUAACUUGAAGACUCAGUAUUCAGAUUCACCUUACUUGAAGGACUUGGACGAGAAGCAGGCAGCAUUCGAUGGCAUCGUGGCAAAGUACUCUGCUUAA